AUGUCGCGCUCCCUCAUUGUGCUUUUGACGUACGACGAUCCGGAGUGCGGCGGGGCCGCGGACGCCCUCGUGGAGCACCUGCAGCGGGACUGCGCUGUGGCGGCGGAUCGGUGUCAGUUGACGGUGCGCCCGAUAGCCAUUCUGCACAACGCCUCCCACCGGGACGCGCUGUACCGCACACUGCAGGACCUCUUCCAGGUGAAGCCGAAGGACAUUUACGUCAUCACCUUUUUGAAGGAGAACAACUUUGCGGAGUACCGCAAGGUUCGCGAGCUGUGCAACGGGGUGAAGCCGUCUUGCAUCAAGAAUCAGUUGCUGACGCACGUGGCGAAUUACAGCGAUGUGGGGCUCAUCAUACGGAAUCUCGUGCGGUUGGUACUAGAAGAAAUGCGGAAGGAGGUGUGA
This is a messenger RNA of Trypanosoma conorhini, 405 nucleotides long. RefSeq lists its product as uncharacterized. The record is from RefSeq and is a predicted model, not a curated record. Bases 1 to 405 code for a protein of 134 amino acids. NCBI's taxonomy places the organism in Eukaryota, Euglenozoa, Kinetoplastea, Trypanosomatida, Trypanosomatidae. The transcript has a single exon.